Molecule: messenger RNA, 1518 nt
Organism: Protopolystoma xenopodis
Lineage: Eukaryota; Metazoa; Platyhelminthes; Monogenea; Polystomatidea; Polystomatidae
Source: the annotation of a GenBank genome assembly
ACUCCUGUUUCAUCACCGACCGAGCACUCGUCAUUUAGCCGCCGCCUUGGCAGUAGUCCGCCUGCCAGCCUCGUCUGCCCUCUCUCCAGUUCUCAACCUCAAACUUACAAUACUUCACUCAGUCCAGCUUUACCCGGAUUGUGCCGUCCCGGUGAUCUCUUUACCAACGGUCCUACCAAUAAUCCGUUACUGGGAUAUGUUAGACCGAAUGACUCCCAAUUACCGAAUCUGUCGACCGCCCGUGGCCCCAGUGCUUCCGGGUUUACAGCCUCUCCACCUACUGCCCAAAAGCAACUGGCCUCACCGACAUCCACGGCAGUGGUGGUCACUGCAUACUCACCAACCAGCCUGCUUCCGUCAUACCCAGCUUACUCGACUGGCGGUGCACCAUGCUCCUAUCAUGCUUCUCAGCCAAUUCAAUCUGGCUUUCUUGGCCAACAUCAUCUCCAGCAUCAUCUUAACGUAUCGCCUCAUACCCACCUUUAUCACACUCAGCAAUUUCCUACUGUCCAACUAGCUCAGACUUCCAGUUCUGGGCACUACAAUUACCAUCAGCACCAUUACUUAAGUACUCAGCCGGCUUCACAAUCAGCACAUGCUCCUCAUAAUAGUACGGGUAUGCGUGCUGCCUCUGCUGUUACCGAUGUCAAUUGUUCCGGGGCACUUCCAACGCCUCUGCAACAAUCCUCUGAGAGUUCUGUCAGGCAGACCAGCUUGAUUGGCCUUACUAGUGGAAAUAUUGCUAGUGGUAAUACCACCAUGGUCCAAAGCCACAAGCCUCUCACAGCUAGCCUCUUGGUUCCAGAAAAUGAGAUUAUCAGUCAAACGAAUAAUCCCAAUUCUCCUGGGGUCUCAACUCAUAUGUCACCGAAUGCAAAUAUCCUUUCUCUGCAGCCCUCUGCUCGUCACUCUUAUUCACCAUCAUCAUCUUCUUCUUCCUCAUCUUCAUCUUCUUCUUUGGCAUCAGCUUCACCUCUUGGACACGUCGAGGAUAAUCCCAUUUCUAAGAAGGCUGAUAAUAUGAGCAAUAUUGACCCAUGCAAAGUCGCUGAUUUCGCCAUAAAUAAAACGUGUGGCCUCACAAGUCAACUAAUUAAUUCUUCCUCAGCGAAUACUCUAACCUCUUCACCUCGGCAGAUUGAUCAUAUCUCUACAACUGCAAUCACUGCGGCACCACCACCACUACUUCUACAUGCUCCUGUGCCCUUACCACCACCUCCACCCUUACCAUCCACUUGGGGAGGGGCAAACUCACCUUCAUCGCCACAAUCCUGGCGAGCCCGCUUGACCAGCUUCAAGUUCUUCCUCGGUUCACCUAGGUUUCAUCGGCGAAAAGCAACCACACUGAGCGGUGCCUCUUCUAGCGGCGAGACACCUCCAGGAAGUCCUCAGUUCACAGGUGGUUUGUCGGAACGAGCAGAUGUUGCGAUUUCUGGCCGAGGGGGACGCUUUCAAAACUUGAAUGGAGCGAGCAGUCGUCCUUCAACAGGCCAGACUCCCGAGGCUUCUCCUUUGUAG